AUGCCAAAAGGAAGAAGGAAAGCCAAACCGGACCCUGUUCCGUCCUUGAAGACCGAUGUUAUUAAGGAAACAGUUGAUAUUGGGUCGUCCUUGGAUCCUCGACUAAAGACACCCUUCGAAUGGGGUCGAGUUCGAGCAACACCGUAUGGAUCCUGUUUGGACUCCAUGCAGUCGGGUCAAGAUGCGGAAGAAUGGCACGCAUCGAGAAAGAAACGGUUCGACCCACUAAACCCUCCUGUUGAGGGAUAUGAUCACGUCUACGGGCAAUCUACCAUAGAUCAGAUUGAUGGAACCGAACUGGCUUCAGCUGGAACAAAGGAAUCGCAGGAUUUAGAGGAUGUGAGAUUGAAACAUGCACAUGACUUUGGCUCUACCAGAACCCCUGCCGAUGCCCCUGUUGGAUCACUGAAAGACAAAUGGAGACUACUCCCCCACUUCCUUCAGCUGAGAUCACUGAUGCGCCAACAUAUUGACUCCUUUGAUCAUUUUGUGAACGUAGAGAUGAAGCAGAUUGUACAGUCCGAAAGUGCUCGUGAAAUUAGAUCGGAACACGAUCCCAACUUUUAUUUGCGCUAUACUGACUGUUGGGUAGGAGAACCAAAAUUUGUGGAAGACUCUUACGUAGACACCGCUCUGACUCCGUUCCAGUGCCGGUUGAGAGAUUGCACCUAUUCGGCACCCAUUUAUGUAAAUGUUCGGUAUACUCGUGGUCGACAGAUUGUGGAUAAGAAGAACGUGAUUAUUGGACGGAUGCCAAUCAUGCUUCGCUCUGAAAAGUGCAUGCUUCGAAACAAGUCGGAACGGGAACUGGCUGCAAUGAAGGAAUGUCCAUAUGAUCCUGGUGGCUAUUUCAUUGUGAAGGGAGUGGAAAAAGUUAUUUUGAUUCAGGAACAGCUGUCGAAAAAUCGUGUCAUUCUAGAAGAAGACCCCAAAGGGGAGGUUUGCGCAAGCAUCACAUCGUCCACCCAUGAGAGAAAGUCGAAAACAUACAUCGCGAUGAAGCAUGGGAAGGUAUACAUGAGGAACAACACACUGGGAGAUGAUGUUCCGAUUUCUAUUGUGUUAAAGGCCAUGGGAAUCGAGAGUGACAUGGAGGCAGUGCAGCUUGUGGGAAGUGAAGACUACAUUGUCAACGCCCUUGCGUUGUCUCUGGAAGAACCCAGGAAGCUAGGAAUCCACACCCAACUUCAAGCAUUGAAGCACAUUGGUUCAAAGAUUCGACGUUACAGCAACUCAUAUCGAAAGCCCCUCGCCCCAGAAGAAGAAGCCAGGGAGGUUCUUAGCAGGGUUGUACUGAGCCACGUACCUGUUGCUCAUUUUGAUUUCAGAGCAAAGGCAAUUUAUGUGGGCCACAUUACACGACGAGUUCUCAUGGUCCACCUAGGUAAGCACAGCCUGGACGACAAGGAUUACUAUGGAAACAAAAGACUGGAGUUGGCAGGUAACCUUCUGUCACUUCUAUUCGAGGAUCUUUUCAAGAUUUUCAAUGCAAACUUGAAACGACAAGCCGACAUGGUUCUCUCUAAGCCAAAUAGAGCACAGGCAUAUGAUGUUGCAAGGGUGAUACAACCUGAUACAAUCGCAAAUGGAAUGAUCACUGCAAUUGCUACAGGCAAUUGGGUGCUGAAACGUUUCCGUAUGGACCGAGCCGGCGUCACCCAGGUUUUGACAAGGUUGUCGUACAUGUCUGCCGUUGGAAUGAUGACAAGAAUCAACAGUCAGUUUGAAAAGACUAGAAAAGUUAGCGGACCUCGUUCAUUGCAACCAAGUCAGUGGGGCAUGUUAUGUCCAGCUGAUACUCCCGAAGGUGAAGCAUGUGGUCUGGUAAAGAACCUUGCUCUGCUCGCGCAUAUCACGACUGACGAAGAUACACAACCGAUUGAACGCCUUUGCAGAGACUUGGGCGUUGAAGAUGUUUCUCGACUCUCAGGCCAUGAGCUCCACUCCCAAAAUGCAUAUUUGGUGCUGCUGAAUGGUCUCAUCCUUGGUGUGCACACGCAGCCAGAUCUUCUUGUUAAAAACCUUCGGAGCCUGCGAAGACGGGGGCUGGCUGGAGAGUUUGUUUCGUUCUAUCUGCACCAAGGACAGAGAGCCGUCCACAUCGCGACUGAUGGAGGUCGAGUUUGCCGUCCCCUCAUCAUUGUUGAUGAAGCUUCAGGGCUUCCUAGGCUGAAACAAAUUCAUGUCGAAGCCCUUGCAAUGAAAACAAUGAGUGUCCGAAAUCUAUUACAGCAGGGAAUUGUGGAAUACGUCGAUUGUAACGAAGAGAAUAACACAUUGAUUGCGGUGACGGAAAGAGAUUUGGCAACAGCAAGAAAGCAAGGACUUGACAAGCAACGAAUGAAAUAUACACACUUGGAAAUUGAUCCGUUCACUGUUCUUGGAGUUGUCGGUGGUAUCAUCCCGUACCCGCAUCACAACCAGGCCCCACGAAACACAUACACCGUAGCCAUGAGUAAACAAGCAAUGGGAACCAUUGGGAUCAAUCAAUAUGAGCGAAUGGAUGGUUUGAUUUACACUCUCGUUUAUCCGCAGAAGCCUAUGGUAAAAUCUCGAACACUUGACUUGGUCGGUUUUGAUAACAUUCCUGCCGGUCAGAAUGCUGUAAUUGCGGUAAUGAGUUACAGUGGUUAUGAUAUCGAAGAUGCUGUUAUUCUGAACAAAGCGGCAAUCGACAGGGGAUUUGGUCGAUGUAUGGUUUUCAAAAAGCACCAAACGAGUGUUCGCAGAUACGCCAAUGGAACGAUCGAUCGUACGCUGGGCCCCCCAUCUGCAAGUGAUUUCCCUGAUGGAGAAGAAGACAAACGAUUCCAGAGAUAUAGGGCCAUUGAUGAUGAUGGGAUUUGUUUGGUUGGUGAGACAAUCAAUGGCGGCUCGAUCCUUGUGAACAAAGAGUCGCCAAUGGACACAACUAGCAACUUUGGAACAGAUGCGGGUAUAAACAUUGGUGCAUCCAUGUCCAAUGUCCAAUACAAACCCGCCCCUUUGUCGUACAAAGGCAGGGCUCCUUUCCAAGUAGACAAGGUGCUGAUCACCGCAAACGCACACGAACAGUUCCUAAUCAAGGUCAUGUUGCGGCAGAUCCGUAGACCAGAGAUUGGUGACAAGUUUGCAUCUCGACACGGACAGAAAGGUGUUUGUGGAUUGAUUGUUCCGCAGGAAGAUCUCCCAUUCAACGAGUCUGGUAACUCUCCAGACUUGAUCAUGAAUCCUCAUGGAUUUCCUUCGCGAAUGACAGUCGGAAAACUUCUCGAGUUGCUUGUUGGAAAGUCUGGUGUUUUCGAAGGACGCCAAGGUUAUUCCACCGCCUUUGGUGAAGAACACGGAUCUGCAGACACGGCAGAAGCCACAGCCGAAGCUCUCGUGAGGAAUGGAUUGAACUACACAGGAAAAGAUACAUUUUAUAGUGGAGCAAGUGGCGAGCCAUUGGAUGCAUACAUCUUCUCCGGGCCUGUAUUCUACCAGAAGUUGAAACACAUGGUAUUGGACAAGGCGCAUGCUCGAGCGAGGGGUCCCCGUGCCGUCUUGACUCGCCAGCCAACGGAAGGUCGAUCGAGAGAUGGAGGUCUACGGCUUGGUGAAAUGGAGAGAGAUUGUCUUAUUGCGUACGGGGCUUCCAACUUGAUCAUGGAGCGAUUGAUGCACUCUUCUGACGCAUUUUCUGCAAAUGUUUGCGAGACAUGUGGCUUGCUCCAAUAUCAGAACUGGUGUCAAUAUUGCAGAUCCGGAGAGAAGGUUGUCGAUAUUCGAAUCCCAUAUGCAUGUAAACUUCUCUUCCAGGAGUUGCAGUCGAUGAAUGUGAUGCCUCGCAUUAAGCUGAAGAACUUUUAA
Cylindrotheca closterium is the source of this 3831-nucleotide messenger RNA. NCBI's taxonomy places the organism in Eukaryota, Bacillariophyta, Bacillariophyceae, Bacillariales, Bacillariaceae. The record is from the annotation of a GenBank genome assembly.